UUACUAAAUUAGGAUGAACGGGUGACCUCCCCUUAAUAAAUAUGCGCCAUUUACAUGUGAUUUUUGGUAAACAAACUGUCAUUUAAUAGGAAAUCGCGAAUUUCACAACAAGAAGCGUGUUCGAGUUUUGCAGAAUUUCAUUACCAUGGAAACGGACUACGAUGUUGUGAUAAUAGGUGGUGGUGUUUGUGGGUGUUCCGUGGUUUUUGAACUCACACAGAGAGGUUACAGGUGUCUUCUUCUAGAGAAAAAUGAUACACUUGUGGCUGAAGCUAGCUCCGGUAAUAGUGGCAUGCUGCACACCGGGUUUGAUGCUCUUGAGAAAAGUUUAGAACUAGACUGUAUCAAGCGUUGUCAGUCCAGGAUAUUUCAAUUAACAGAAAAACUAGGGGUACCAGUCAAUAAAAUUGGUGCUACAAUGGUAGCCUGGAACCAGGAACAGCUAGCAAGAUUUCCCUCAGUUGUCAGCAAAUGUGCCCAAGCUGGUUUCAGUGAUGUACAUGAGCAGAGUGUUUCCCAGCUGUAUCAGAGGGAACCAUACCUCAAUAGGAGGGCAUUGGGUGCACUUUGGAUACCAGGAGAGGCUGUCACUGACCCCUGGUUACUGCCCAUCCUCCUGGCACAUGAUGCAAGACAGAAAGGAGCCCAGCUGAUUUCCUCAGCCAAGGUUGAGUCAUGUGACUGGGAUGGUACUGUAUGGAACAUACAAUCAACACAUGGAACAUUCCGUGCCAAAUGUGUUGUUAACUGUGCUGGGUUAUAUGGUGAUAUAAUAGACAGACUGGCUGGCAGAUCUCAGUUCCGUAUAAAGCCAAGGAAAGGUCAGUAUACUAUAUAUGACCACUCCGCUCACACAUUGAUAAACUCCAGUAUUGUUCCCGUACCAACAGAUAUAGGAAAAGGUGUCAUAGUCUUUAAAUCAGUGUACAAUAACGUGAUUGUUGGACCAACCGCCGAAAAUGUUGAGAGUCGACAGCAAGCUGUAAUAGAUGAUAAUAUCUGCGAGCGUUUAUAUUCUGUAGCUAGAGACACUGUGCCUGAACUUAAUAAAUACAACAUAGUUGGCCGAUACACUGGUGUGCGACCUGCCACCCAAUACAAGGAUUAUGUGAUAACUGCUGAUCAAGAUAGGAACUGGGUAACAGUAGGUGGGAUCAGAUCCACAGGCCUUUCAGGUUCUCUUGGAAUUUCCGAACUGGUAAGAGAACUUGUUGAAACUAGGAUUGGACUGGAACCAACACGUGGACAGUAUUUGACAGUGUCUGCACCAAAUGUGACAUUCACAAAAUAUGGCACCGCGGUAAUUGAUGGUCAUGAAUACAGUGUGAAACAUCCACUAACGUUUGUGGGAAAAAUGCAAAAUUUAUCUAAAAUUUAAGUCUGAUCUAAAAGUUCUUUGAUGUACAAAUAUGCUCUUAAUUGUUAUAAAAUAAAAUUUGUUUCAUGAUA
This is a messenger RNA of Ruditapes philippinarum (Manila clam), 1449 nucleotides long. RefSeq names its product glycerol 3-phosphate oxidase-like. Lineage: Eukaryota; Metazoa; Mollusca; Bivalvia; Venerida; Veneridae. The record is from RefSeq and is a predicted model, not a curated record. Gene Ontology annotation, molecular function: oxidoreductase activity. The coding region runs from base 146 to 1378 and encodes 410 amino acids. The transcript is spliced from 8 exons.